CACACACACACACACUCAGACAUACUGCAAACUCUCAACAGGAAACUCUGAGCCAUAAUGCGAAGGCACCUCAGAGCAGACGGGUGCAGUGCUCAAACCAAGUGGGAUACCGUGCGGCUUUGAUAGUGCGUUAAUUACUCAUGUGAUGUGAUACAGAUGUCUGGGGGCUUCAGCCGAAAGUUUGCCUGACACUUUCCAAGGGGGCCAGGCAGACAUUUUAGAAGCGAGACGUAUCGGGACGGUAUUUCAAUCAGUGAAAUCCAAAGCAGCGAGCGCGUUCCACAAUGGCCACCGCAGCCGCACACAUGUUGGUGCUAAUGGCCUGUGUGGCAGCCAGAGGAAUGGGCCAGAUGAACAGAGCUCAAGCCGAGAAGGACCCGGCGAUCCCCGUCCACUCCACCCUCCGGUCUCUGGGCGCCUACAGCACCGUGGGCCCGAGCACGGGGCCGGGCCUCCGCCUGCGGGCCCCGGGGGCCGACUCACAGGCUGCGGGCUCUGGCUCUGCAAACGAAAGUGUGGUGAAGAGGCCGGUGCCACCUCCAAUGUGCUUGCAGACCACUUCCAUCAAGGACUACUUUAAGUACAUCAACACCAUCAUUUCCGUGGUGGUGUUUACGGUGGGCCUGGUCGGCAACGCCACGCUGCUGAGGAUUAUAUACCGCAAUAAGUGCAUGAGGAACGGGCCCAAUGCGCUGAUUGCCAGCCUGGCACUGGGCGACCUCAUCUACAUUUUCAUUGACAUCCCGAUCAAUGUGUACAAGCUCCUGGCGUCGCGGUGGCCGUUCGAUGACAAUGUCGUUGGCCUCUGUCUGUGCAAGCUGGUGCCCUUCCUGCAGAAGGCCUCUGUGGGCAUCACUGUCCUCAACCUGUGCGCCCUCAGCGUGGACAGGUACAGGGCCGUGGCGUCCUGGAGCAGGGUGCAGGGGGUGGGCAUCCCCCUGUUCACCGUCGUCGAGAUCGUGUCCAUUUGGCUGAUGUCGCUCAUCUUGGCCGUACCCGAGGCGAUCGUCUUCGACAUGGUCACCUUCAGCUACAGGAACCAAACCAUACGCACCUGCAUGCUUAACCCCAAAACUGACUUCAUGGAGUUCUACAAGGAUGCAAAGGACUGGUGGCUGUUUGGCUUCUACUUUUGUGUGCCACUCGCCUGCACCGGCAUCUUUUACACCCUGAUGACCAGCGAGAUGCUCAACCACAGGAACGGCAGCCUCCGGAUAGCGCUCAGUGAGCACCUCAAACAGAGGAGGGAAGUGGCCAAAGCCGUCUUCUGCCUUGUCCUUAUCUUUGCCCUCUGCUGGUUCCCACUGCACCUCAGCAGGAUCCUUAAGAAGACGGUUUACUCCCAGAAUGAUAAGAUGCGCUGUGAGCUGCUCAGUUUCCUGUUGGUCGUGGAUUACCUUGGUAUCAACCUUGCAACAAUAAACUCCUGCAUAAACCCCAUUAUCCUCUACUUUGUGAGCAAGAAAUUCAAAAACUGCUUCAAGUCAUGUUUGUGCUGCUGGUGCUACUCGGACAACCAGCUGAGCAGCAUCGGACCCAUGAAUGGUACCAGUAUCCAGUGUAAAAGCCCCGAGCCCAACAACCUGUGCAGUGACCGCAGCAUCAGGAAAGACAGCAACUGAUCGCUCACCCUGAGGACUAUUCUCAAGCUUUUUUAAAUUUCCCCGGCAAGCUUUAAAAAUGCAAACGAUGAAUAUAAAGAGUACAUCAAAAAGUACUUUUUAUCUAGUGACCAGUCUCAGGACCACUGAGGCAACAUAUGAGCGUGAAUGGUGGCCGUAAAUUUAUAUUUUAUGUCCAUUUUUGGAUGGAUGGAGCCACAAAACACAGGACUUUGACAUGUGGGAGGCUGCGGUUUGCUUCUCAUGUGAAACCCAUCAGUCAGGAUUUGUUCCUUUCAUCCAUGAUUGUUCGACAUCAGCCCCGUGUUUAUUAUUGUAACCAUGAGGACAAAGGCCAUCUGACCUUAAGGAGGAACCUAUUCCCAGCCAAACCGUCAUCUUUUCCUUAAACCUAACCGUGUGGAGACCAUUCCACAAGCCUGAAUGCGUAUUUAUUAUUGUGACCUCGCGGACGAAGGUCCGGCGUGUUUGCCAGUCCCGGGGCGCUGUUUCGGGAGUCGCUCAUAUGGGUCAUAUCAGGGGGUUGUAGGGGACAAACGACCUCCCAGCACCCACGCUUGUUCCGAUUGGUGGAAUCCCGUCUAGUGUCAGAAUAUUAUAAAAUAAACUGGCACUCAAUCAAGUACAAGUUUGUAGGUUUUAGAGCGGAUAAGGUACAACUCUGCAUUUUUAUAGCACAUGUCAAGCAAAUGAUGAAUAUGAAGUAAUGCAUUAUGACAGGUCUGAUAUCACCAUUUACCAAAAAUGGAUAGGAAUGGCCUCUUUUUUUCCAAAAGCACUGUGAAUUUUACCAUACGUAAUCAAAAAUAGACUAAUUAUGCAUGUAUAACUAAUGGAAUAUAGACUAUGUUUAGUGUCCACUUUUAUAAAGUGUAAUAUUGCAGUAAUAAUGAGCAUUAUAUCCCGACUACGUCACAUUAUUGUGAAAUAACAGAGGGAAAGGAGUUUGCUGGCGGUCAACACUCCGAAUGUUGGAGGAACAGUUUGGCGAGAGUUAGAUGAGAAGAAACCACUCUCGUGUCUGCGCGUUAACUACGACGCUACGAUCAGCAGGCAGCUAGCUUAGCAUUAAGGCAACAUUACAGAGGGAAACCGCCAACUGUCCAACUGCUAUCCAUUCCAAGAACUGGGUUAGUUUUAAUUCAAUCAACAAGUUUAAGACAAAAUUCAAGACAUUUCCUGUGUGAAUUUGUUCACUGGCUUAUUUUAAUGGAUGAGGAUUAAUCGGUUUGGUUUCCCUGCAGCAGUCUGGGACGUGUUAGCUUAGCACAAGGGGAUGGGAAAUGGCUACCGAAGGUGGAGAAAUGAUUCUCCCCGCAACCGUAAACUUUUUCAUAUAAGUGUUGUGUUAGCCGCGCUGCUAACAUGACCUGCUAAACCUUCAUUCACUUCAGCUAAAGCUAACCACUGAGCAAAUGAAGUAGGCUACUGGGUAGUGUAAAUAUAGCCUACUUUAUUACCGAUUACAAUUAAGUAUUUAGUCUAUUGAAGUAAUUAUGUUUUCAAACAGUUAGUCAUUUUUCAAGAAACAUAACUAUCCACGGGUUUUAUAUACCGGGUCUAUUUUUGAUCUAUUGUGUCUGAGCAUAGUGAACUCCUGGGUGAACUAAGCUAAGCUAAACUAAGCUAGGCUAAGCUAAGCUAACAAGCGGCUGCCUGUAGCUUCAUAUUAAACUUGCAGAGAUGAGUGCGAUAUCAAUCUUCUCAACUAACUCUCGGCACAAAAAAAAAGGAAGUGCAGGAAAUUACAGGCGCAAAGUCCUUUUUUUUUCAGUCAGUUACCAAACGGUUGUACUGCCUUAUAUUGUUUGAUAUGUGAAUACAUGUAAACGUGUGUGUGUGUGUGUGUGUGUGUGUGUGUGUUUGUGUGUGUGUAUGUGUGUGUUCCACUUCUUCAGUUUUUUGCACACUUGUGUAUACAAGACCAAGUGAUAUCUGUACAGUAUUAUUUUACCACUAUUCAUCAACAUAUACAUACUGUAUACAGUAUAUAUAUUAAUCUGUAGAAAGGGGAAUGCGUAUGUGUUUGUUGUCGUCGAUUGAACAUGUUGACCUCAUGUUAGAGCUGCUGCUUAUACCAAUAAAUCCGUUUCCAUCUCCA
This is a messenger RNA of Scophthalmus maximus (turbot), 3723 nucleotides long. RefSeq names its product endothelin receptor type Aa (gene ednraa). Gene Ontology annotation, cellular component: membrane. NCBI's taxonomy places the organism in Eukaryota, Metazoa, Chordata, Actinopteri, Pleuronectiformes, Scophthalmidae. The coding region runs from base 285 to 1622 and encodes 445 amino acids. The transcript has 8 exons. Gene Ontology annotation, biological process: G protein-coupled receptor signaling pathway; vasoconstriction; regulation of blood pressure. Gene Ontology annotation, molecular function: endothelin receptor activity. The record is from RefSeq and is a predicted model, not a curated record.